Entrophospora candida is the source of this 425-nucleotide messenger RNA. NCBI's taxonomy places the organism in Eukaryota, Fungi, Glomeromycota, Glomeromycetes, Entrophosporales, Entrophosporaceae. The record is from the annotation of a GenBank genome assembly.
GGGGUGCUAUCUUUCUAUUUAAAGGAGCAGGUCAUAAUGAUGACGAAAAUUGGUUGAGAAAGGCAGCUGAAUUUGAAGCUGAAUUAAAGAGAUCGGGUUAUAAUUUAGAUAAUAAUGAUGAUACCAAUUUUACCAGUGCUCCUAUUCUUAUCGAACCUCUGGCAAGUUUGGAUCAAAACAAUGAUAGUGCCGAUUUCCUCAGCGUCCCUGUUCCUAUCGAAUCUUCAACAAGUCUCAAUGAUCAUGGUUGGGCACCAAAACAAACAAUAAUAAUAAUUGUCGUCAAAAUGGUCAAAUGGAAGAAUAAUUCUAACAGAAGAAACUAUAAUAACAACUAUAGUCGAGAUAAUAACAAUAGAAGAUAUAUUGCUGCUUCAAAUGCUGGUCUCCUAGGCAUCUUUAUCAAUAUUGUACUCGUAACUUAG